This is a messenger RNA of Danio rerio (zebrafish), 3719 nucleotides long. It is a transcript of the gene zhx2a, whose product is annotated as zinc fingers and homeoboxes 2a. Gene Ontology annotation, cellular component: nucleus. The record is from RefSeq and is marked provisional. Gene Ontology annotation, molecular function: DNA binding. Lineage: Eukaryota; Metazoa; Chordata; Actinopteri; Cypriniformes; Danionidae.
CGGCAGAAUCAUUACAAUCGCACGCUUCUGUCGGCUGUACACGUGGAAAAGUAAGCAAUUUUGGACCCUAGCUGGCAAUAACAUCACAUCCCUGCGUUUUCCGUUGGAGGUGGGCAGGGGAGGAGCAGUUGGGUGAAAGAAAGGGGGCCGAGGAGAAAAACGUGCCUCAAAAGACCUUAGAGAUCCUGUACUCUGAAGGUGGAGGUCGUCAUUGACAGACUGCGUGGUCUGGGAUGAAGUCUCAUGAAGUCUUACAUUGGAGCUGACGUUCACAGUCAGCGAAAUCAUCCUUUACCGAUCCUCCAGCAGACAAAGACUUGCCCAUUACCCAUUAACAUAGUCCCACUUCACUGCACUGUUUUACUCCCUGAACAUGGCUAGUCGAAGAAAGUCUACAACACCCUGCAUGAUCCGACCAGAUGACUUGGUGCCUGCAGAUGACCCAGAAGAAACUGAUUCUUGUGUUGAUGGUGCAGAAGAGAAUGGAUCUUCACAUGUAUCUUCUAGUGAGGAAUGGACGGAUAGGAAGAGUUCUGUGAACUCUAUGCAGGAAACAGCAGUGCUGGAGAAACCUGAAGUAAAAACACGUCCACAGCGAAAACCCCAGGGAGGUUACGAAUGCAAAUACUGUCCCUUUUCCACACAAAACCUCAACGAGUUUAAAGAUCACGUUGACUCCAACCACCCCAAUGUUAUACUCAACCCACUGUAUUUGUGUGCGGUAUGCAAUUUCAACACAAAAAAGUUUGAUUCUUUGACAGAACACAAUGAGAAGUGCCAUCCUGGGGAGAGCAACUUCAAGUUUAAGAGAAUCAAACUGAACAGUCAGACCAUUCUGGAACAGACAAUCGAAGGUUCAAACUGUGCAGUCAUUUAUGAUCCAACCAGCCCUCAGUCAGGAGAGGACUUUGCUGCCUUUCCUCUGAGCAAAUCCACUACUAUUAAGCUAGGUAAGCCUAAAGCAGACAGUUUACGGUUGCAAGAUGACAGUCCAUUGGACAAACUUGCUCAAGAUCUGCCGAAAAAGCAAAUUACUGCAGUGAAUGUGAAUGGGACUGUAAUCAUCCCAGAUGCAACACUUAAGGAUGGGCUUUCUCAUAUAAUGCCGUCCCUGCAACGGCCACCCAACUACAACUUAGUACCAAAAAUUGCUGUCCCCUUGAACACUUCAAAGUACAACCCCUCACUGGAUGAUAACUUGACCCUCAUCACCUCUUUCAACAAGUUUCCAUACCCUACCCAAGCAGAGCUCUCUUGGCUCACUGCAGCCUCCAAACAUCCUGAAGAACAAAUUAAAGUGUGGUUCACUACCCAACGGCUAAAACAAGGUAUCAGUUGGUCUCCUGAGGAGGUUGAGGAAGCUCGAAAAAAGAUGUUCAAUGGAACGAUUCAGCCUGUUCAACAGGCAUUCACUGUCUUGCCUGCACAGUUAUCUCAGUCCACUAAAGCUUCACAGCCCCUUAUCCAAACCGUCCCUUGCCAUGUUCUUGGACAAUCUGGUCUAGUGCUGGCACCUGUUGCCAAUGGCUCAACUGCAACCAGUGCUUCUCUUGCACUAUCAGUUGCAAAUCAAAUAGCACAGGGUGUCAAGAGGCCCCACACAGCACCACUUGUUGCCCCAGAGAUAAAGAGGCCUUCGAUAAUCCAGUCCGUUCAGAGUACUCCCAAGUCUGUUUCUCCGACACCAAGCUUUUCUUCAGAUAGUGAGAAAACCCCUGAUCAGAUCAGAGAGCUGACCGCCAGCUAUGCUCAGUGCCAGUUUCCUGAUGACGAAGAAGUGUAUCGUCUCAUCGAGACAACUGGCCUCUCCUGGGGAGAGAUCAAAAAAUGGUUCAGUGAUCAGCGCCAUGGAAACCAUAAGGCAGUGCAGCAGAUUAAAACAGACCUCUCUUCGAAGGACAGCCAACCGCAUAAGCCUGUCGCCACACAAUUUCCACUACUAGAGAGAGUCAAAGGCAAAUCCUCUGAGCAAAUGAAAAAGUUAGAGGAGAGUUUCCAAAGGACUAGCUUUCCGACCCAGGCUGAGAUGGAGCACCUUGUGGCAGAUACCAGGCUCUCCAAAAAUGAAAUCGACUGCUGGUUUACGGAGCGGCGUGCACUACGAGACAACCUAGAGCAAGCCUUGCUUAACUCAAUGGGCUCAAAAAGGCUGGAGCAUCACCUUCCUAUGGGGUCAUUGAAUGGAUUCCAUGAGCAGGACGGCAGAGUCAGGGACUCACCGCUUCCGAUUCUUGCAUCCCCAACGUGUCCAGAGGCCAUAGAUAGCAAGUCUCUCUGCCUUCUUAAAGACAUGUUUGCACAAACCCAGUGGCCAUCACCAGAAGAGUACAACCAACUAGAAGUUCAAACAGGGUUAGCACGUACAGAAAUUGUCCGCUGGUUUAAGGACAACAGAUCUGCUCUGAAGAACGGAACCUUAGAUUGGAUGGAGCAAUUUCAAAGUCUUAGCAGCAAGAGACCCAAUGGACAAAACAGUUCACUGACCUCAGAGCAGGCUCAGAAUGUCCUACAAAGGCACUUUCAAGAUUCAAAGGUACAAAGGGGGGAUGGUUUUGAGAAGCUUGCAGAGCAGUCAAAACUAACCAACCAGGACAUAGUGGAAUGGUUUACUAGUAAGCUGGGCCACAACAUGCCUGAUAUCAGCAAGAGUAAGGACCAACAUGGACAGGCAAACAUAGAUGGCAAGAAGUGGGUUUCCUUGGCAGCUGACAUUGAUGGUAAAGACUUUGAUGCACAGAAGGUGGGCCGAGACCUUGAAGUGCUGUCGGCAGAGCACAGAGUGACUGGAUGAAGUUAUAAAGAAGGAAAAAGGCUGCUAUGACUGAUCUAGACGGGCCUGAUGAUUAAGGAAUGACCUCGGUCAUCGUAUAUGGAACCAAUGAUCUCAUAUUUGGACUCUGAGAUUAUUAGAUGUGAGAUGGACUAGGAGCAUCUGUGAAACACUGUCCAGAGAGUGACCAUGGAGUGCCAAAGUUUGACUGCUAUGUUGUUAGAAUUAUGUUUAUUUUAUAAAAGGGCCCUUGUACAUAUUUUUUUCUGUACUUCAACAGAUUUGUAAAAUUUUUUGAAGAUGAGACUUUUGUUACGUUUAUAAUAGGAGUCCUAAGACAUUUCCCUUGACCCUUAUAACGGAAUGUUCAAUCAUUAUUGUGAGAGGACACAAAACCAACCCACCUGCUGGUGAAGCUGGUAAAAAAACACAAUGUGGUCCAUGAUGGCACUUAAUAUUUCAAGUGGACACAUACAAGCGGUGCUUCAGUAAAAACCAUCUCAUUCCAGAAAACGAGGUGAUAUUAUGGACUUUUCUUUUUUUUUUUUUUUUUGGACCAUGAACACAUUGCCUGCACUCUCAUACUGUACCUUAUCGCCAAGGGGACAGAGCCACAUGGUGGACAUAAUCAUAAUGAACUGAAAUCAGUACAAUACAGUGAUGCACAGCACAUGUUUAUUUGUAGUUCUAGGCUAAUGUUUGGCAAUAUUACAGUAACUGCAAAAUUAUCCUUAUCAUGUUGGCUUUUCCUGGUAUCCAAGGCGUAGUUCCAUUUUCACUACUCAGCUGUGAACUGCUUUCAGCUCGCUUAAGUGUAUUUCUUUUUCCUGCAGCUGCUUUAGUGUCAUGUUCAGACAUGUAUCAGGAAUACUGUACUGCUACCAAGAAUCCUGCUUGCUCUUUAUAAGAACCAGUCUGCUGUAAUUUAAUAAAACACAACUGAUUGAAA